This is a messenger RNA of Ruditapes philippinarum (Manila clam), 339 nucleotides long. Its product is annotated as dihydrolipoyllysine-residue acetyltransferase component of pyruvate dehydrogenase complex, mitochondrial-like. NCBI's taxonomy places the organism in Eukaryota, Metazoa, Mollusca, Bivalvia, Venerida, Veneridae. Gene Ontology annotation, cellular component: pyruvate dehydrogenase complex. Gene Ontology annotation, molecular function: dihydrolipoyllysine-residue acetyltransferase activity. The record is from RefSeq and is a predicted model, not a curated record. Gene Ontology annotation, biological process: pyruvate decarboxylation to acetyl-CoA.
UAUUUAUAAAUAAACUACCACUGUAUUUUUUAAUUGUGCAGAAUCAUUAUUUUCUUAAAUUUGUUUAAAAUGAAAAUGAAGGUCAACAAUCGAAACUAACCAAGGAUUUCUGACGGUCACUGGGGCAGUUUGCUCCAAAUAUAAAAAUGUUUCGGCCAGCGUUUGCAGCACGACAGGUGAUUCAAAGAUGUUCGCAAAGACGGGCACUAGCAUGUGCUAUCCAUUUGAACAAAACAAACAUCUGCAAUAAAGAUAGUCGAGCAUACUGCCAGUGUCCCAGUGUUUUGAAUUUGCAAUCAAAGAGUAGACCAUGGAUAUCACAUAAAAGAUUUUAUUCAG